Molecule: messenger RNA, 2424 nt
Organism: Acanthamoeba castellanii str. Neff
Lineage: Eukaryota; Discosea; Longamoebia; Acanthamoebidae
Product: N-acetyllactosaminide beta-1,3-N-acetylglucosaminyltransferase
Exons: 13
Coding region: 1-2424 (807 amino acids)
Biological process (GO): protein O-linked glycosylation via mannose
Molecular function (GO): protein binding; xylosyltransferase activity; glucuronosyltransferase activity
Source: RefSeq, a predicted model, not a curated record
AUGCUCAAGCGGCCUCAUGGGCGAGCCUCGCCAGCGCUGCCGCUGUUCGAGGCGCGUCGGCACAAGGGCAGCGCCUGCGGCUGGUGCUUGUCGCUCGGGUUGCGUCUGGCGCUGGUGGGUUCGCUGGUGCUGCUCAUCUGCGGCUUCGUUGGGCUGGUGCUGUGGCAGGGCACCGGCGGUGGGGCAGAUGGCGACGGUGGUUCAGUCGAGGUGAGCCUCAGCUCACGAGAAGAAGAAGGGGAGCGGUUGGUGAUGCCACCAACAGAGGUCAGCCCCUGGGGCAAGAAGGCGGCCAGCGAGCGAGGCGUCGACGGAGCGAAGAGGGCGGACGACUGGUUCCAGAACUGGGCGGCCAGGCAGGAGUCCGCUGGUGAAGAUGAUGAGCCGCAGCUCACCACCACCGGCACUCGAAAGACAGACGAGGAGGUGAAGAGGCCUUCGAGCAAGGGAGGAGGUGCGAAGAAGUCGGCCGACGCGGCUCUGCCUCGCUCGCCGUGUCCCUACUUUGCCAGCAUCAACGCCACGUCGGUGGUGGUGCAUUGGCAGCACCAUAGCACCGAGGCCCUGUGGUGCGAGCUCAAGGCCAAGCCGACCCACGGCACCGCACGGACACAGUUGGUCUACGAGGGCGUGGACACGCACGCAGAGUUGCGGGUCCUGAAGCCCGUGACGGAGUACCGGUUCAGCCUGCUGUGCCGCCGCAGCGAGGAGAGCAGGGAGAAGACCAUGCGCGCGUGCGGGCGGAGACUGACCACGCGCGGCGCGCACAACCUGGUGGCCAACCCGUCCUUCGAGGACCGCGGCCCCCAGCACUACGUCAAGUACUUCGACCCGAACUACAUGAAGAUCGACCCCAACUCCUUCCCGGCCUACUGGCACUCCAUGAUGACCCCCAUCGACAGGGCGAUGACCGGCACCUCGUCGAUGUGCUUCAAGUCGCCGGACAAGGCUAACUACAAGUACGGCGCGUCGCAGUUCGUUCUCAUCAAUGCCACCACAGCCCAAACCACGAGGCAAGGCGGUGAAGAGAACGAAGACAGCGACCACGAUGAAGAGGGAGAUGAGGCGGAGCUCGGAGGGGCGACGACCAAGAGGUAUCUGCUGCUCUCGGCCUGGAGUGCGGCCAAGGACGUGAGCGGCAAGCGGGACGGGGGCUACGGCAUCGGCCUGCAGAUCAAGUUCGCCGACGGCUCGCACUCCUACGGCCACAAGAUGACGUGGCGGACCGAAGACCACCGUUGGGAAAAGGAGUGCAUGGUCAUCGAAACCGAAAAGGACGUGAUGUCUGUAAAUAUAUUUAUCCUGUUUCUGGACCACGCCGGCACGGUCUGGUUCGACGACCUCUUCCUGGCCGCCACGACAAUCAUCGAGCCGGGCUUUGAGGGGUGCCGGGUCGAGCGAGCCGACACCCCCGUGCGGCACGGAUGCUGUCCCAACCGAUACACCGUCCGCUCUGCCCUCUCCCCGGACCCGAAGGGAGUGUCGAUUGCGACGCAGCUCACGAUCGACCGGUUGCCCUCGCUGCGCAUGAUGGCCCAGAACUGGGACGGUCCCAUUUCGGCGGCGGUGUUUGUGAUGGACGAGGCCGAGGUGGACGAGGUCCUCUACUUCCGGUCGACGUGGGACAAGCUCGCCGACAACAUCGACUUCCAUCUGGUCAUCAGCGAGAGGAACUACGCGUACAAGACGCUGGGGCUCUACCCGGUCAACACCCUGCGCAACAUCGCGCUGGCCCGGUGCCGCACCGAGCACGCCCUGAUCCUCGAUGCCGACUUCAUCCCCUCCCCCGACUCCCACAGCGUCAUCAUGGACAUGAUGCCCCGGUUGGGCCGCAUCAGCGAAGGCGCUCAAGAGCCGGACAGCCCCGGCGUCGUCUGGGUCGUACCCGCCUUCGAGAUCGAGCCUGGGGUGCCAUUGCCAGACUCGAGGAAGGAGCUGGUGGAGAUGUCCCGCCGGGACCUGAUACGGCAGGUGCACGAGGUCAAGUGGGCCCCCGCCCACGCGCCCACCAACUACACCGCGUGGAUGAACAGCUCCGAGCCCUACGAGAUCACCUUCCGGCCCGAGUACGAGCCCUACAUGAUGGUCCCACGCGACUCCGUGCCCCUGUAUGAUGAGCGGUUCAUCGGCUACGGCUACGACAAGGUGGCGCAGGCCACGGAGCUCAACAUCGCCGGCUACCGCUUCUUCGGCCUCCCCGAGGUCUUUGUGAUUCACUACGACCACGGCGUGCCCAAGUGGCGAGGCAAGGGCGAUGUGAAUUUCUACUCGUUCCUGGGCGAGGUGGAGCUGGCCUACAAGACGUGGCCGCCACGACGGCACAGCCGCCAACCGGAGCGGGUGGCCGAGUACGAUGCGGACACCGACGCCGACGUCAUCAAGGCCGCCUUCAAGAAGAAGCAGACCCCUCCCGCUUCUUCUUGA